Molecule: messenger RNA, 729 nt
Organism: Penicillium odoratum
Lineage: Eukaryota; Fungi; Ascomycota; Eurotiomycetes; Eurotiales; Aspergillaceae
Product: GPI anchored serine-threonine rich family protein
Exons: 7
Coding region: 1-729 (242 amino acids)
Source: RefSeq, a predicted model, not a curated record
AUGCGCCUUGCCUUCUCUUCCUUCCUGGUGGCUUUCGCUACUACUGCUGCAGGUCUCCGCAUCCUCAGUCCAGCCAUCGAUCAAAAAGCGCCCCAAGAUGGCAGUAUCACAGUCAGAUGGGAGUCUGUGUCGACCGAUCCUCCGAAGAUGGAUAUCUACCUGGUUAAUCAGAAUACGUAUCCAAACACUCAAGAGGUAAUCGCUACAGGUGUAGAUACCAGCCUCGGAAAAUACACGAUCAAAGCUAAGGACGUCGGUGAUGUUGAUACUGGUGGCGGUUACCAGGUCAACUUUGUAUCCACGACCGGUGGUGGCAUCCUGGCUCAGUCGCAGCAGUUCAAAGUGACUCCACCCAAGGCUGAAGCCUCUAGCUCUGUUCUACCAUUCUUGGACUAUCCCCUCAAGCACCGUUUCAGCAAGUCCUUCGUCAUACUUCUCCAAGACUUACUCUACAUCAGCCCCUUCAUCCUCCAUGUCGUCUUCAUGUUUGUCUUCCACGAGGACCCCAUCUUCUACUAUGUCCUCAUCUUCUGUCUCUCGCACUCCUUCGUCCCGCACCCGAGCUCCUCCACGGAUUCCAUGAAAACUUCAACCACUUCCAAGCACAAGGAGGCGGCAACUUCUACCGAAAGCGCAUCGGCUACCAGCACCUCGAACGCAGCUGGCUACCUUAUGCCUCCAAACCAGGCCGGCAGCUUGCUUCUGGGGCUCUUUGCCCUGGCCCUUUGA